This is a messenger RNA of Amphibalanus amphitrite, 675 nucleotides long. RefSeq lists its product as uncharacterized. The coding region runs from base 250 to 675 and encodes 141 amino acids. The transcript is spliced from 3 exons. The record is from RefSeq and is a predicted model, not a curated record. Lineage: Eukaryota; Metazoa; Arthropoda; Thecostraca; Balanomorpha; Balanidae.
CCUACCAGAAAUAUUGUGGAUAUCUUGUUGAUUUUGCACAACAUAGCGAACAACUUUGUCAUCAGCCCUCCAUUGUGCCGCUGAGGUUUGUUCGAUAACUGAGAUCGCGGAAAGCUCGGCCUAACGUUGACCCAAUGCCCUUGUGUGGGCCGGUCGGUGCCCGUAUCGUGACACUGCGAUAGCCCGCGGCGACCCUGACCGUGCACUUCCGGUUGGAAUCAGCUGACGGCGCCUCAGGCGGGUCACGUGAUGGACCCGCCCGCGGGCCGCGCGGCCACCACCGCCGCCGACGGCGGUGCGGCAGCGAAGCCAGCCAUCGACAAUGUUCCGGAGAAGCCGGUAGUGGACGUGAAGCCGGCGUCCGGCGCUCCGUUGGCCCGCCACCAGUGGCAGGUGGCACGGGCCAUCUCUGAACAGACCGGAGGUUACCCGUACCGGCCGCUGAGGAACCGGAAGCGCACCUCGGCGCCGGCGGCAGGCACCUCUCACCCGGCCCACCGAGUGGCCAUCCAGUACCGGUGCCGACGCUCCUGGCCCGUGGCUCCAGCCGCCAGACGGAGUUCACCCAGUGGGUCGCCAUGGUCAGCACGCAACAAAUGGAGUCACAGGCACUGCUACACGAAAACGGAGGCCCGGUCAGAGAACCAAGUGACCAUCCCGACUAUCAGUCCGUGA